UGUAUUCUAUUUACAGAAUUGUUUUUAAACAAGCUAAAGCAAAAGGUGCUACUCCCUAAGACAUUGUGACCUCAAGUUUCAAUCGUAUUAAAGAAGCACAACAAAUAUAAUUACACUAGCCGACACAAACAACCAUAAAAAGUCAGUGGAAAUUAAUCGUCAAUGUGAUUUAAUAAUAAAAAAAAAAAAAAAAAAAAUGUAUGUGAUUAGACUUUUAAUGAGUAUCAGUCUUAUUGCCGCGAUGGCAGACGUUGCUACCCUAACCAAUGAGGCUGAGCUGGGAAUAUUAUCCAGGUUCAAUCGUAGUUCUCAGAACACGAGCAAUGCGGAUGAGUCAAAUGGUUUUGAAAAAGAUGAUGUCGGUUGGACAAAUAUUAAUGAAGAAGUGGAUGUGGUCACUCCCAUGGUUCUAUUGCAUCUUCAAAAGUUGGGAAUUGAGCAUUUGCAACUACCUGACAUGAAGGAGAGUAUAUCAGUUAAGCCUUUAUUCAUUACUUAUGAGGCUGGCCUGUAUUUAACCAAUGGCAUUGUGUACAACCUUUCGGGUAUUAAGCGACACGGAGAUGCAUUCAUGACCUACGAGGGUAAAUCGUUCUUAAGCCGCUUUUAUUUAAAGAUAAAUAAACUUCAGUUUGAAUACAACUUUAUGCUCAAAUUAAUGGCAAUAGAAGGAUAUGGAAAGGUGAUUGGUUCUCUAGACGAUACAAUCGUAUAUGCUGAAUUGGCGGUUAAUGUGAUUACAUCACAAUUACAUCUUUAUGAUUUUCGCAUAAUUGAAUUUAGCAAUAUUCAUGUUCAACUGGAUCAAGCGCGCUUAAUUAGACAACUUACUGGAAUAAUUUUAAGUCCAAUAACCAAUUUGUUCAAGGAUCGAAUUACGACCUCAAUAGCUGAUGGCCUCAAGGAGCAAAUGCAAUCCGUGAUGGAUGAUUUUAACAACGAAGAUCCUUUGGAAUUGCGAAAGUUUACCAAGAAAUUGUUAUCGGGUAUUGCAGGACCUACGCCAACUGAUGUUGACUAAUUUCAUUGAAAUUAUUUAUUUAGAGAUUUACCUACUUCCAUAUAUUGUGAGUGUAUUAGUUUAUGUCACAAAACACAAAACACAGUGUUAAGAAAUUCUAGUUUAACAAAUUGUAAACAAAACAACUUUGAAAACGUGUAACUGGCCAAUUUUUUUUACGAUAUUUAAAAUUCAUAUCCUUAUUUUUUAAA
Molecule: messenger RNA, 1212 nt
Organism: Drosophila willistoni
Lineage: Eukaryota; Metazoa; Arthropoda; Insecta; Diptera; Drosophilidae
Exons: 5
Coding region: 197-1021 (274 amino acids)
Source: RefSeq, a predicted model, not a curated record